CGCCGUUGCUGUCUGCCGCCACUGCCGCGCCGCCGGAGCUCCGGCCUUGCCUUUCCCCUCUCCCGCCCCGCUGACCGCAUAGAACAGUGCUUAGAGCCGGGGCUUUCCCCACCCCGCUCCCACUCCACCAGCACCAGUCGGAGUCGCCGCCAUUCGCCAUGCAGCCUGCCUCUGCGAAGUGGUACGACCGGAGGGACUACGUCUUCGUGGAGUUCUGCGUGGAGGACAGCAAAGAUGUCAAUGUAAACUUUGAAAAGUCCAAACUCACCUUCAGCUGUCUGGGAGGAAGUGACAACUUCAAACAUUUAAACGAAAUUGACCUUUUUAAUAAUAUUGAUCCCAACGAGUCCAAGCACAAAAGGACAGACAGAUCCAUCCUGUGCUGCCUACGGAAAGGGGAAUCUGGGCAGGCGUGGCCCCGGCUAACGAAAGAGAGGGCGAAGCUCAACUGGCUCAGUGUGGACUUCAACAACUGGAAGGAUUGGGAGGAUGACUCAGAUGAGGACAUGUCCAACUUCGAUCGCUUCUCUGAGAUGAUGAACAACAUGGGCGGAGAUGACGACGUAGACUUGCCAGAAGUAGAUGGCGCAGAUGAUGAUUCACCAGACAGUGAUGAUGAAAAAAUGCCAGAUCUGGAGUAAACAAAACUGUCGUCUUCAGGGUUUGGGGAAAGAGCUUCAUCACAACAUUUCAUAAUUGAGAUAAGAAUUUCCUGAGUUGAUAGCCCUAAAGGGAGAUCCUGCAUCCUUUAACCCAUUUUCAGUCCAUUUUAAAUGGCUUCACUGAUGGUAGGUGUGUUCCCGUUGCACGGGGCGGUCUCGAGAGGCAAUAACGUUCUGCAUGAACCCUUGAUCCAGACUUCCAACCCCGCGAGGCGCAGGGCCAGCGAUCCCCAGCAGUCGCAAUAAAGUUUACAGAGCCUCCUCCUCCUCCCUGCCUCGCAGCAGCUCUCAUUACAAAAGGGAGAAUCCUCAAUUCACACCAAAAUGGUAAAGCAGUUUCUUUUUUAAACGUUUUUAUUUUGUUUUGGGUUUUUUUGUCCCCCUUUCUCUGGCCUGAGAGCUGUCCGUCUGUAGCGGGAACCAGCGUGGCCGAGCGCAGCUGCUGGUGUUGGCUCAGCGAGCGGAGCGGGCGCUGCCUCCUGCCCUUGUGGUCUUUUCAGGGCUGUUCCACUAAAGUUUGUAUUGAAAAGGCAACAACAUUCUCCUCGUGUUUUGGUGUUUGUGUGCCCCGGUGACUCCCCCACUUGAGGCUUUAUUUUCAUCUCCCCCUCCUGGGGCUGCGGGCGGGUGGAGGUUGUUGCUUGUUCUGAUCCCUUCAGGCCAAAUCAUCUUUGCACUGUGGGUGUGGAAGCGAGGGGCAGACCAUCGGCGGCUUGAACUGGGCUGAAAAACCUCAAUUUCUGUUCAGAGCAGCAGGGGUUUUUUUAAUGUCUGCAUUCUUUCUAAUAAACUGUU
Indicator indicator is the source of this 1457-nucleotide messenger RNA. RefSeq names its product prostaglandin E synthase 3 (gene PTGES3). Gene Ontology annotation, cellular component: cytosol; nucleus. Gene Ontology annotation, biological process: prostaglandin biosynthetic process; telomere maintenance via telomerase; protein folding. The coding region runs from base 159 to 641 and encodes 160 amino acids. The transcript has 8 exons. The record is from RefSeq and is a predicted model, not a curated record. Gene Ontology annotation, molecular function: Hsp90 protein binding; protein-folding chaperone binding; prostaglandin-E synthase activity. NCBI's taxonomy places the organism in Eukaryota, Metazoa, Chordata, Aves, Piciformes, Indicatoridae.